This is a messenger RNA of Selaginella moellendorffii, 1542 nucleotides long. Its product is annotated as endoglucanase 17. Gene Ontology annotation, biological process: carbohydrate metabolic process. The transcript is spliced from 6 exons. NCBI's taxonomy places the organism in Eukaryota, Viridiplantae, Streptophyta, Lycopodiopsida, Selaginellales, Selaginellaceae. The coding region runs from base 12 to 1472 and encodes 486 amino acids. Gene Ontology annotation, molecular function: hydrolase activity, hydrolyzing O-glycosyl compounds. The record is from RefSeq and is a predicted model, not a curated record.
CAACAACAAGGAUGGCAUUGCCACUCCAAUUGAAGCUGCUUGUCACAAUCAUCGCCUUGUCAAGUACUUCGUCGAUCCAAGCACUCCGAAGUGCUGAUUACCGUGACGCUCUCUCCAAAUCCAUCCUCUUCUACGAGGGGAUGCGAUCGGGCAAGCUGCCAUCCAAGCAAAGAGCCAAAUGGAGAGGAGAUUCGGCACUCAACGAUGGACAAGCACAAAAUGUGGUUCUCCGAGGAGGCUACAUCGACUCUGGAGACAACGUAAAGUUUGGAUUCCCCAUGGCAUUCACGAUCACCAUGCUUUCAUGGAGCGUGAUAGAAUCCGGCAAGCAGCUCAAGCGAGCGGGGGAGCUCCAAAACGCCCGCGACGCUAUCCGCUGGGGGACGGACUAUCUCCUCAAGGCCUACAAGCCCCCAAACACGCUCUGGGUCCAAGUGGGCGAUCCCUACUCCGAUCACCAGUGCUGGGAGAGGCCCGAGGACAUGGACACGCCCCGGAACGCCUACAAGAUCGAUCAAUCCGCGCCCGGAUCCGACGUCGCGGCGGAGACAGCCGCAGCGCUCGCCGCCGCCUCGAUCGUCUUCCAGUACGCGAAGCCGGAGUACUCGCGCCAAUUGCUCAACGCGUCCAAACAGGUAUUUGAUUUCGCGGACAAGUUCCGGGGGAGCUAUAGCGAUGCUCUGGGCGGAGUUGUGAGCCCUUUCUAUACGAGUUACUCGGGAUAUAGAGACGAGCUCUUGUGGGGCGCUGCUUGGCUCUACCGUGCCACCGGCGAUGGGAAGUAUUUGCAGUACAUUGGCCUGCACCAAAACGAGCUGGGAGGCCCUUGGACAUCCUACAAUACUCUCAGCUGGGACAACAAGUAUGCUGGUGUGGAUGUCCUCUUGGCAAAGGUGUUUUUGGGAGGAAACCAGAACUGGCUUGCGGCUUACAAGGACCGUGCUGAUGAUUUCGUGUGCUCGGCCAUGCCUGGACGAGCCAGGCUCACACCAGGGGGGCUAUUCUACCAAGGCACAAACAAUCUCCAAUACGCUACGAGCAACGCAUUUCUGCUCAUCACAUAUGCAGGAUACCUGAGCAGCACUAAACAAAGUGUCAGGUGUGGAGGAGGUAGCAAUUUCAAGCCAAAUGAGCUGAUCACUUUUGCGAAAAGACAGAUAGAUUACAUCCUAGGCAACAAUCCGCGGAAAAUGUCCUACAUGGUUGGGUUCGGGGCAAAGUUCCCCCAGCACGUCCACCACCGCGGUUCAUCGCUCCCCUCGAUACACACACAGCCGCAACGCAUCUCGUGCAAAGAUGGAUUCAACUGGCUGCACACUCCAAAUCCCAAUCCAAACUUGCUCAUUGGCGCUGUAGUCGGAGGCCCUGAUCAAAAUGAUAACUACGCAGACAAUCGCGAUGAUUAUUCGCAGUCCGAGCCUUCAACUUACAUAAAUGCUGGUCUUGUGGGUGCAUUAGCCUACUUCACUUGAAAAUAAAAUUCAUUGAAAUGGCUAACACAUAAAUUAAUAUCCAAAUCAAAUCAAAAUCAAAACCAAUUGU